This is a messenger RNA of Amoebophrya sp. A120, 3164 nucleotides long. NCBI's taxonomy places the organism in Eukaryota, Dinophyceae, Syndiniales, Amoebophryaceae. The record is from the annotation of a GenBank genome assembly.
UUUGACUUCAAGUCCGUGGUUGAGGUCAGUUACGUCUUCAAGCCUACUUGCGUAGUACUAUGUCAUACGCGGACGCAGCAGUUCCUGCGCCCUCGUGCAGAAGUGGGGUAGUAAAGUACCCCACGACCUCGCCCUCGGGGCAACUUUAUUAUUCUGUACCGAGGGACACAAAUAAAAGUACAUAUAGAAGUAUGGUCGACGCAGAAGGGGGAAGGACCACUACACAAGCGACGGCUUUCGUGACGUGGCACAAGGACAGAGUGUUUCUUUCGUCUUGAUAGCCUCGCCAUUCCAUGCUCUGCGUGCUGGGCCUGGACCGUCUCGCGCGGUCGCUGGUGAUCGCGUAUUUUCUUUUUUUCUUCUUUUGCCUCGUGCGACACCGGCGCUCAGCUGCCCUCGGGCUGGAGGUGGGAGUAGCGCGCAGCAGUCCGCUAAAGGGCACACUGCCAACAUCAUCACACCUCGCGCGACCCCGAAAAAGGCUAUUACAAUGAAAAACGCCCCCUCCCCAUAUCAAAAUGGAAAUCUGUGAUGCAGAUUUGUGGUCACAAAUCAGUUUGUGAUGUUAGAAGGCAAAAGAUGCGGACUGUAGUGCUGUCUAGCGUGGGAAAGCCUUGCAGCUCCAGGAUGACAGGAGGCAACUGGAAGUGGGAAACGGCAUGACAGAUUACCUGCAAUUUAGGCCGCAGCUUCGUCUCUUGGCCUUCUAGCAAUACAAGUUGAUUUGUGUACUCAAACACAGCAUCACAAAUUCGCGCAUCUUCCGUUUCCGAUAUGGGGUGGGGGCUUUUUUCACUUUGAUAAAGGCCCGAGCCCGUUCACUUUGCGGAGGACCACUCUAAUCUGGAUCUGCACUUUAUCAAAAGGAACAAUCCCCCCUCCCCAUAUCGAAAAGGAAAUCUGUGAUGCUGGAUUUGUGUACACAAAUCGGAUUUGUCUUGGGGUGAAGGACUGCAGGCAGAUAUAAAGUCUGAGCAGGGUGCUUUCGUGUAGGCACCUAGCAAGGCAGGCGUGUCCUAUGUAGGCCCUACAGCAUUACGAAUUGCCUGCAAAAUGCGGCGGAGUAUAAUCUGGAUUUGCCUUCUUGCAAUACAGAGACGAUUUGCGCUCACUAAUCAACAUCACAAACUUUCAGAAGUGCCUCUUUUUGGUAUGGGGAGGGGGAAUUUUUCCUCUUAAUACCCUUUCCAAGAACGCUAUCCAAGUAGAGAAAAUCAGCUGUCGAUUAGUGUAGUAGUUGUCUUCGAGGAGAGGCAUGACAAUAAACUUCUUCCGAAACAAGACAGAGAAAGUUUGUCAUGCGCAGCUGCUUAGGAGGUGUCUUCGAGGGAAGGCAUGACAAUAAAGUUCCUCCGCAACUUAGUUGUUGUACUAUCGGUCUAUAUGAAAACAGCGAUGAGAAGUUGACAAUUCGUGGCUUUCUGGUACGACAAGUGCUUAUUGUUUGACAUAGAAGUUCUGCUGCACAUAUUAUAUAACUUAAACUUUACACUCAGAAUAGCUGCACAGAAGAAGUUUUUUUCUUGCAUAAACGCUCGGAAAGCUUCCGAAGCAGAGGUACACGGCGACCGCGAGGGCCGGCAACGAUGAGGUUCUGCGGCUACUGCGCAGCGACAAGGUUUUCGUCGCGGCACGCCUUUCCUAUAAAGGGGCAGAGGCGCAGGUUGCGCAGGCGAUGAUUCUCGGGAAUACGAAAAGCGCCGGAACGCAGCUCCUGAAGGACGCCACCAUUAUAUUCAGAGGAAAAAUGAUCCCCCCUGCCCAUUUUGAGAAGGUAUGUUUUCGCAAAUGUGUGCUGCUGAGUUGUAACCACAAAUCAAGUUUGUCUUGCAAGAAGACAACUGCACAGGCCUCCGUGCCAUAAUGGAAGCGAUUUGGCAUCCUGUUGAGCCUAGAGGGCAGUCGUUUGCAGCGUCAAUGCUAACCAAUUAGACCCAGACGCCCCUACCUAGGCUACAGAUCUGGCCGCAGUGCCUUACUGCAAGAAAAUUAUAGAGCGUAUUUGUAUAAGUACGCAAAUUCAGCAUCAGAAACGUCAUUUUGAUAUGGGGAGGGGGGAUUCAUUUUCCUUUUUAUACAUCAAUGCGGGAAUCUAUCCCAUGACACAAGACGGGGUCGCCGCCUACGCCAAGGAGCUGUCGCGCUCCCUGGCCGAGCUUACUGAGGACGAUCUCAUCGCAGCGUUCGAUUAUUCAACCCGACCAAAUGGAGAGAUAGCGUCUCUCGAAUCCAAGCUCUCCCGGGCCAAGGUUUACCCGAACCGUUUUUUGGAACCCUGGUAUUUCCCCGAGAAUCCGUGGUCAAGCGUACCAAAUGAAAAAGAGAUGUCCCGUCCCAACCCCAGAAGUUUCAAAAACGAUAUGUGUUGCAUAAGAUUUUCAAAUGCGAAUCUUUUUACCUAUGCGUGCUUGGAUUGGAACGCUGUCUCUCAUGCAGAGUGUAGGCACGCGAAGAAGUUCCUAGCUGACAGCCCAGCCUUGUAAUGGGCCUUUUUGCAACUGAAAUUUUUGCUAUUCUUGUUCGAAAAUAACGCGUGACGCUGAUACAAGAAAGGCGGCAGAUGUUUCCAUUGGGAACUUUUGCAACACAAACACCUUCAUAUUCUGGGGCGGCGGUAACAUUUUUCACUUUGAUAAAGCGCACUCGCCGGAAAAACCGUUCUGGUCAUCGCUGCGAUGGUAGAAAGUUUUCGAUGCCAAAUGCGUGAAGACCGCCGCCCAACCAUUUGGAGCCACGUCAACAGCUCCAUACUUCCCGAGUUUUCCAUAAAAUACGUGCCCUCGGUGCAAUCCUGUUGCGGCCUCAGGCCCCACGCAAGCUGGACAGAGUCGCUCAAAGUGAUGCAGAAGGCCAUCGACGCUGUUGGCCACUUCGACGUGGCUCUGGUCGCGGCCGGGGCCUACGGCUUCCCCCUGGCCGCCUACUGCCGGCGCAAGCACAAUCGGAGCGCCAUAGUGAUAGGAGGCGGGCUCCAGUUGCUUUUCGGAGUGAAGGGAAACCGUUGGGAAAAGCAUCCCAUAAUUCGCCCGCUGUUCGGGUCGCAGUGGAUUUACCCUCUGCUGUCUGAGGUCCCGAAGCAGGCUAAUCUGGUAGAGGGCGCAUGCUAUUGGGGGCCCAAGGCUUUGAGCCUGGAGUACUGCCCCGCGACCCGGGGAAAGAAAUAG